Molecule: messenger RNA, 1518 nt
Organism: Colletotrichum chrysophilum
Lineage: Eukaryota; Fungi; Ascomycota; Sordariomycetes; Glomerellales; Glomerellaceae
Exons: 4
Coding region: 1-1518 (505 amino acids)
Biological process (GO): transmembrane transport
Cellular component (GO): membrane
Molecular function (GO): transmembrane transporter activity
Source: RefSeq, a predicted model, not a curated record
AUGAGUAACGACAAGCCGGUUGUCGAGAACAUCGACAACAUCAACGCAAACAUGGGCCAGACGAUAUCUUCGGAGUUCAAGAGGCCGGACCUGGAGAAGAGCCAUCCGGAGGAGUUCGUGUACGAUCGGGCCGCCGAGCGGAAGCUCCGACUCAAAAUCGACCUGGCCAUCGUCCCGACCGUCAGCCUGCUGUACCUUUUUUGCUUCAUCGACAGAGCCAACAUCGGCAAUGCCCGUAUCGCUGGCUUCGAGACAGACCUGGGCAUGAAAGGCUACGAUUACAACGGCACGCUAUCCGUCUUCUACAUCUCCUACAUCAUUUUCGAAAUUCCCUCAAACAUUCUCUGCAAGCUCGUCGGCCCAGGAUGGUUUAUCCCGCUCAUCACGCUGCUCUUUGGCAUCUGCUCUCUCGGCACAGCCUUUGUGCACACAGUCCCCCAGGCGAUGGGCGUCCGUUUCCUUCUCGGAAUCUUUGAAGCAGGCAUGAUGCCGGGUAUCGCCUACUACCUCUCCCGCUGGUACCGCCGCUCCGAGCUGGCCUUCCGCCUCUCCCUCUACAUCGUCAUGGCCCCCCUCGCCGGCGCCUUUGGCGGCCUCCUCGCCUCCGCCAUCCUCCGCCUCCCGCACUUCGGCGGCCUGCACACCUGGCGCAUGAUCUUCGCCAUCGAGGGCAUCAUCACCAUCGGCCUCGGCCUCCUAGGCUUCAUCACCCUGACCGACCGCCCUGCCUCCGCCCGCUGGCUCACCGCCGCCGAGAAGGAGCUCGCCGAGGCCCGCGUCCGCUCCGAGCGCGUCGGCCAGGCGCACCUCCUCGACAAGAUGGACACCCGCAAGCUGCGCCGCGGCAUCUUCAACCCCGUCGUGCUCUCCACCGCCUUCGUCUUCCUGCUCAAUAACGUCACCGUCCAGGGGCUCGCCUUCUUCCUCCCCACCAUCGUCAAGGGCAUCUUCCCGGGCUCCUCCGUCGAGCGCCAGCAGCUCUUCACAGUCCCGCCCUACGUCGUCGGCGCCUUCUUCACGGUGCUCUUGCCCUGGCUCAGCUGGCGCAUGGACCGCCGCCAGAUCUUCUUCAUCUGCUCCUGCCCGCUCGCCAUGGUCGGCUACAUCCUCUUCCUCGCCAGCCACGAGCUCAAGGUGCGCUACGGCGCCACAUUCCUCAUCACCUCGUCGGUCUUCGCGCUCGGCGCGCUCACGAACGCGCAGGCGUCGGCGAACGUCGUCUCCGACACGGCGCGCAGCGCGGCCAUCGGCACGAACGUGAUGCUGGGCAACUGCGGCGGGCUCGUUAGCACGUGGGCGUUCCUGCCGUGGGAUGCGCCGGACUACAAGAUUGGCAACGGGCUCAACCUGGCGACGAUCAGCACGAUUUUGGUGCUGUCGACGGUGACGCUGAUCUGGAUGAACCGGGACAACCGCCGGCGCGAGGGGCGGGUUGCGGAGGAGGAGCUGAGCGGCGUUUCGUCCGAGGAGGAGAAUGAUUUGGACUGGAAGCAUCCGUCGUUCAGAUGGCGGCCGUAG